AUGCUUCCCAAAUCCCAACCCAGAGACCAUGGUGAAGAUGCAGAAGAAGGCGGUCAGACGGCUGGCCUCUCUGUGGCUUCCGUGGCGCUGCUGGAGUUUCUCCUCAAUCCUAGCUCACAGCUGAUGUGCUGGCGGCAGCCUAGAAUCAGCCGCAAGCAAAUUGGCCCUGCUCUUGUGGAUCCUUUCUUCAAGCAGGAAGACAGAAAAUCAGCUCUGAAUAGCCAACUGGUGAAUCUGAUGGUGAUGUGUCCCAAGAAGAGAACACUGGAUAAGAAGGUGGCAGAGAUGGAGGUGAAAGGUGUGGAUAUGGAGUCGGGUCGCAACCCGUGCGGUCCACGUCUCUCCCUUUCCGGGGCCCCGCCGGUUCCCCGCGCCCUUGCGGGUCGCAGCCCGCGCGGUUCACGUCUCUCCCUUUCCGCGGCCCCGCCGGCUCCCCGCGCCCUGGUCGGGUCUCAGCCCGCGCGGUUCACGUCUCUCCCUUUCCGCGGCCCCGCCGGCUCCCCGCGCCCUGGUCGGGUCGCAGCCCGCGCGGUUCACGUCUCUCCCUUUCCGCGGCCCCGCCGGCUCCCCGCGCCCUGGUCGGGUCGCAGCCCGCGCGGUUCACGUCUCUCCCUUUCCGCGGCCCCGCCGGCUCCCCGCGCCCUUGCGGUUCGCAGCCCGCGCGGUCCACGUCUCUCCCUUUCCGCGGCCCCGCCGGCUCCCCGCGCCCUGGUCGGGUCGCAGCCCGCGCGGUCCACGUCUCUCCCUUUCCGCAGCCCCGCGAGUCCUGUGCGCUGUCGGCCGCCCACGGUGUCCCGCGCCGUCUGUGGCCCUCGCGGGGUGAGGACCUCGGCGGGCACUGCCCUUUCCGCCCGGCCAAGCGGUGCGCCCAGGAGGGGACGCCUGGUGCCCGGUCCAGGCGUCCUGCGCGGGUUCCCUUCCGUGCCCACCGGCCUCUUCGGGGUCCAUGUCGGGGAAAGCGCGCACCGAGAUUCUCCCUUGGUUUAUCCGAAGCGUUGGCUGCGGCGUGUAGUCCGCCCUCUUCCGCCGCCGACCCUCGGCGUCUCCUGA
Sciurus carolinensis (gray squirrel) is the source of this 1050-nucleotide messenger RNA. RefSeq names its product nascent polypeptide-associated complex subunit alpha, muscle-specific form-like. The coding region runs from base 1 to 1050 and encodes 349 amino acids. The record is from RefSeq and is a predicted model, not a curated record. NCBI's taxonomy places the organism in Eukaryota, Metazoa, Chordata, Mammalia, Rodentia, Sciuridae. The transcript has 3 exons.